AUGUCAUACAUCAAAAACUUCUGGAGCUUGUCGGAAGCGCUAAAUGACCCCAAAAAUGAUCCCGACGAGCCUGAUAUCCUGGACCCCAAUGUGCGCGAGGAGAGGCUCGAGUAUAUCUACGGCCAAAUGGCGGGCUAUCUAUUGCAACUCUCACAGCCACAACCACGCCUUUCCUGUAUUGGGUCUAUAGUCCCGACUGACCAUGGCUCCUUCUCUGUCGCAGGACGCCCUAUAUCUGUGAAUAUGAACGCGAUGAUCCGCCUCGCAAACAUCCCACCUGCAGUACUUCCACCAAAGGACAAGACGUAUAAGACUGCCGAUGACUGGUAUAUCGCGCUAGCGGAGAUGCAUAUGGCACAGCUCGUCUUUCAACAUAACGAUCUCAUUUCUACGCCCGAUGACUGUCGAAACAAAUACGUGGCACGCCAACUCUUCCUAGGACUGGCUAAGAAAGGCCUACUUUCAACCUUUGGCUUUGCGGAUGAUAACUGGUCUACCCAAUCUACAAACCAAGGCUCAAAACUUUCCCCGGCCCCUGGCGAACUGGACUCAUUCCGGCUUUGGUGCGACGAUCUUCGUGCGGGCAAUGUCCUAUUAAAUGAGGAUGAUAGUAUAGCUGCAGUCGUUGACUCGGAGUUUACUUAUGCGGGACCUACGCAGUUUACCCUCGACCCGCCUUGGUGGUUAUUACUAGACCAACCUGAGCGCUGGCCUAAUGGGAUGGAUAAGUGGAGAGAGGCUUACGACAGUCGCCUAAAAACCUGGCUACGGGCCAUGGAAAAGGUUGAGGAGAAGGUAGGGGUGGGUGCCGCGUCGCCUAGGUUGUCUACUUACAUGCGGGAGAGUUGGGAAACUGGGCGCUUCUGGCUUAACUACGCUGCGAGAAAGAGUUGGGCGUUUGAUAGCAUUUACUGGAAGUACUUAGAUGAGAGAUUUUUUGGUAACAGAGGAAGUGUCCAAAACCAUGAGUUAUGGAAGGCGAGAUUGGGUCUCUUGACUGACAACGAGAGAGCCGCUAUGGGACCAUUGUGGAGAGAAAGAUGA
Molecule: messenger RNA, 1044 nt
Organism: Venustampulla echinocandica
Lineage: Eukaryota; Fungi; Ascomycota; Leotiomycetes; Helotiales; Pleuroascaceae
Exons: 1
Coding region: 1-1044 (347 amino acids)
Source: RefSeq, a predicted model, not a curated record